Molecule: messenger RNA, 453 nt
Organism: Striga hermonthica
Lineage: Eukaryota; Viridiplantae; Streptophyta; Magnoliopsida; Lamiales; Orobanchaceae
Source: the annotation of a GenBank genome assembly
GACAACAAUAUCGAGUUCUGGAGAAAAUUUGUUGCUGAGUAUUUUGCGCCCAAUGCAAAGAAGAAAUGGUGUGUUUCGAUGUAUGGAAGUGGUCGCCAAACUACUGGAGUUUUCCCUCAGGAUGUUUGGCAUUGUGAAAUUUGCAACCGCAAGCCUGGUCGUGGGUUUGAGGCAACUGUUGAGGUUUUGCCCAGACUCUUCAAAAUAAAAUAUGAAAGUGGUACUAUAGAAGAGUUGCUCUAUGUUGAUAUGCCACGAGAAUACCAGAACUCCUCUGGUCAAAUUGUUUUGGACUAUGCAAAAGCGAUACAGGAGAGUGUCUUUGAGCAACUCCGUGUGGUUCGUGAUGGUCAGCUUCGGAUUGUAUUCUCGCCUGAUCUUAAGAUAUGCUCUUGGGAGUUUUGUGCUCGACGCCAUGAAGAGCUUAUUCCUAGAAGAUUAUUAAUUCCUCAG